Molecule: messenger RNA, 681 nt
Organism: Microthlaspi erraticum
Lineage: Eukaryota; Viridiplantae; Streptophyta; Magnoliopsida; Brassicales; Brassicaceae
Source: the annotation of a GenBank genome assembly
AUGUCUAUGUCUUCUCCUUCCUCAGCUGUUUUUUCACCGGACCACCUCUCUCCUUCCGAGCAUCUCUGCUAUGUCCGUUGCAACUUUUGCGAAACCAUACUUGCGGUUAGUGUUCCUUACACAAGCUUGUUCAAGACCGUAACUGUCCGAUGUGGUUGCUGUACCAAUCUUCUCUCGGUGAACAUGAGAUCUCUUGUCCUCCCAGCUUCUAACCAGCUCCAGCUCCAGCUCGGUCCUCACUCUUCUUACUUCAAUUCCCAGAAUAUUCUGGAGGAGCUGAGAGAUGCACCAUCAAACAUGAAUAUGAUGAUGAUGAAUCAACAUCCUAAUAUGAAUGACAUUCCAUCUUUCAUGGAUUUCCAUCAACAACACGAGAUCCCUAAAGCACCACCUGUUAACCGCCCUCCAGAGAAAAGACAGAGAGUCCCAUCCGCAUAUAACCGAUUCAUCAAGGAGGAGAUCCAACGUAUCAAAGCUGGUAAUCCUGAUAUAAGCCACAGAGAAGCCUUUAGUGCUGCUGCCAAGAAUUGGGCCCACUUCCCCCACAUACACUUCGGGCUCGUGCCAGACAAUCAACCCGUGAAGAAAACCAACAUGCCCCAACAGGAGGGAGAGGAGAACAUGGUGAUGAAAGAAGGGUUCUACGCUCCUGCGCCCAAUGUUGGUGUGACUCCUUAUUAA